AUGUCGUCGCCGGCGGCCGAACCUGAUGCAGUUCUGUUCGGCGCUGCGCAGAACAUCGACGGCCGGACUUUGAUAGCCAUAGGCUGGGGCAAUGCAUCGACCUCGUUCAUCUUCCUGCUGUUUCGUCUCUUGAUUCGCUGGCGCCGCAACCGCCGCCUCUUACUCGACGACUACUGCAUAAUCCUCGGCUGGUUGUUUCUUUUGUCUCUGGUCGUUAUACAGAUGGAGCAGACCGGUCCGAUGUACUACCUCAUCCAUCUCCAGGCAGGACGAUUGAUCCCGACCUCUUUACAAGAGGUGUCACAGCAAACUGAGCAAUGGUUGCGGUGGUCUUACGCAAUGAACUACAUAUACUGGACGGGUCUCUGGGCGGUGAAAGCAAGCAUCUUAACCGUCUUCUUCCACCUCGUCAGUCCGGUUCCAGUACUGAAGAAAGCAUGGUAUUCGGUUGCCCUCUUCACUCUCCUCGCUUAUAUCGGUGGAUGGGUCACCGGCGCUCUGACAUGCGAUCGCUUUACCGAUUCCUUUGUGCCAGGUAAGGUCUCAAUGUCUUUCUUGGCCCCGUGGACCGGAGAUAGUCUUCUUCCUCAGCUGAACCCUUCUGACUCAGCCAUCGUCGCAGGAAAAUGCAUUUCACCGAGGGAGGUCGACCGUGUUCGCUACAGCGCCUACUACGCAGCCGCUGUCGACAUUGCCACGGAUUUGAUGAUAAUGGGUCUCCCCAUCGCCAUGCUCCCAUCGCUGCAACUCGAAAUCAGGAAGAAACUGGGCCUCGCUGUGGCUUUCAGCCUUGCCCUGAUCACCAUCCUCAUAGCAGUCAUCCGCAUGACACAAGCGAUGAAGGGGCAUACGCUGGACAAGGUCGGACUCUCCAUCUGGAGCAUAACCGAGCUCGGCGUCUCUAUAAUCGUCGGCUCACUGCCACCGCUGAGAAUUCUCUUCACGAGUGGCUUCAGGAGAUACAUCAGAGGGAAAAAGGCUGACCACAGGUCUUCGGCCAAAGACCGGGACGGCAAUGGAGACAGCCCGACUUUGACCACAAUCAAGAUGCUUGAGAAAUACGACAAGAACCGCGACGAUGAGCUCCGUCGAACGAAAGAGGAAAGAGAGGAAGCGGCUCGCAGAAGUCGAGAAGAAGCCAGGGAAUGGGCUGACGCAAGUACCCCUUCCAUCUCCAGGAGAAUCCGCCAGGAUAUAGAAAGAGCUCGUGAGCAAACCCGUGCCGAGAAUGAGGCGCGCGAGAGGGAGAGGCAGCGCGAGCGUGAGAGGUCUAUUGAGCGUGGACGCCAGCGCAACCGCUAG
Colletotrichum navitas is the source of this 1302-nucleotide messenger RNA. RefSeq lists its product as uncharacterized. The transcript has 4 exons. NCBI's taxonomy places the organism in Eukaryota, Fungi, Ascomycota, Sordariomycetes, Glomerellales, Glomerellaceae. The record is from RefSeq and is a predicted model, not a curated record. Bases 1 to 1302 code for a protein of 433 amino acids.